GACACGAAAACGAGUGCAUUAAAGAAAUCUAGUCGAUAUAGAAGUCGCUCCCUUUCCGCUUCUUCCACGGACUCAUACAGCUCCGCGUCUUGUACAGGAAGUAGUUCUGAUGAGGAUGACGUAUCACCUCGUGAAAAAGUGCAAAAGAAUUCUUCAGGGAGUUCUGAUUUUUGUGUACGCAAUAUCAACCAACAUGCUUUUGGAAGACGUGAGAUUGAUAUUGCGGAACAGGAAAUGCCAGGAAUAAUGGCCUUAAGAAAACGAGCUACAGAUGACAAACCCUUAAAAAAUGCCAAAAUUGUAGGAUGUACACAUAUAAAUGCUCAGACGGCUGUUUUGAUAGAAACUUUGGCAGCAUUAGGAGCUAAUUUAAGAUGGGCUGCAUGUAAUAUUUAUUCAACACAGAGGAGAUGCAUGGUGUCAGACAAUUAAUAAACCGCAUUUGCUUAAAUUGAGGAAUCAAAGGUGCGGAAUGGUAUAAUUUAUGAAAACCAUUUUUUUGAUAAUAAAUUUUGUUGGAAUUUAAAUCACAAACGUAAACAUCAAUUAAUACAGAUUCAUGAUAUAAAAAUAAAUAUAAAAAAUAUAAUACAUAAAAAUUUUUUUGUAUGUUAAAAGUACAUUAUAGUCAGGUAUUAGUUUCAAUAGUGUAUCAAAUCUAAAGUUGUAUGUUUGUAUAAAUCUAAUUAUAUACUUAUUUUUU
Molecule: messenger RNA, 703 nt
Organism: Anoplophora glabripennis (Asian longhorned beetle)
Lineage: Eukaryota; Metazoa; Arthropoda; Insecta; Coleoptera; Cerambycidae
Product: putative adenosylhomocysteinase 2
Biological process (GO): L-methionine cycle
Cellular component (GO): cytosol
Source: RefSeq, a predicted model, not a curated record